CAUCGGAGUUCCCUUCCAGUGGGACGCCGGACGACGGCAGGAGUGGCUCUCUUUCAGCCCCGGCGGAGGACGGACGGAGGAGGGUCUCGUAUGCGACGCUGGUGUUGCGACCGCGGGAAGCGUCGAUCAUCUAGAUGGAUUCGGAAGACUUUCGACGAGAAUUGGUCCGUCGGACCCAUAGGGUCGACUAUGGUGCGCUAUACAGGUAUCUUCUAUUCGGCUUUCCUCCGGUAGGGCUUCGUCUCUUCUGGGAAGACUAUUACAGCGCCUAUCGCCAUUGGGCCUCGGGUGGUCCCGGGUCUGGUCACGUUGUUGUAACGUGUGUUUUUCCAUCGGGCCGGAGGCUGGUCAGUUGGGCUAAUAGGCUAACGAUGCGAUCUUCCUGUCCGAAUUCCCGGGAUUGUUGUCUUCAUCUGGAUGGUAUUGCGCAGCGGAGCAUGGUGAUGAAGUCCAAACCUUGCGUUGCCGUAUUGACAUUUAUGGCACAUCAUGUCUGUGACGGGUCUAGUUCACUGCUCGAUUGGGUUUCUUCCUUGUUGAGAUCGUCUUCAGGGAGUGCCAUCGACUACUUGGAGCUUCGUGUGGCGGAGUGGGUUCCAAAGGAGCAGUGGAUUGCUUGGUGCAUUCGCCAAGAGAAUGAGUUGACUCGGUCGCCUAGUUGGCAGGAUGGUGAUGCCUGGUUUGGACCUCUUCCCUUUCGAUCUACUGUGUGAUGGCCUGCUGCUUGGGAAGCGGUUGGCACGAAUGACAGCGAC
This is a messenger RNA of Parathielavia appendiculata, 755 nucleotides long. RefSeq lists its product as uncharacterized. The record is from RefSeq and is a predicted model, not a curated record. Bases 135 to 713 code for a protein of 192 amino acids. NCBI's taxonomy places the organism in Eukaryota, Fungi, Ascomycota, Sordariomycetes, Sordariales, Chaetomiaceae. The transcript has a single exon.